This is a messenger RNA of Seminavis robusta, 822 nucleotides long. The record is from the annotation of a GenBank genome assembly. NCBI's taxonomy places the organism in Eukaryota, Bacillariophyta, Bacillariophyceae, Naviculales, Naviculaceae.
AUGUCCGAAAAUGCUUCUGCUAUCAACACUCAACAGCAAUCAUCUAGCUGCAAGACUCCUGAUGAGAUGCUGGCAAAGUUCUUGACUGUGGACAGUCUCAAUGAUAUCAUCCUCAAGGGCAAUGAUGGAGUGGAGGUUCCAGCCAACCGCUUUUUGCUGGCAGCCAGAUCUGAUGUCUUCAUGGGUAUGCUGCUGGGAAAGUUCCAGGAAUCAUCAUCAGCUGUAAUUGAGCUUGGAUUUCCAGGAAAUGUCCUCAAGGGGGUGGUAGAGUUUGUGCUCACAAAUACAGCACAAGUUCUUCAUGUCAAAACAGAUGCAGAAGAUAUAAGUCCCCAAAAGAUUCGAUCAUUGGUGUCAUUGGCAGAGGCAGCUUCCUAUUUUGACCUUGCUGGCCUUGGAGAAAUGGUCUUUGAAUCUUUUGAAAAGCAUAACAAGGCAGACCCAUGCGCAUCAUUUGCAAUCUUGCAAGCAUGCAGAAUAUCUGGCAACUCAAUUCCAAAGAUGCUGGUUGAAAAGGCAAAAGAGUGGGUACAAACAACCCAAACUAAAUCUGUAUCUGCCAACCAUGUGGCUGGUUUGAGCACAAAUGUCAUGGAAGAAAUACUGUUGGAUCCAGACAUGCUCAUGACGGAAUUCGAAUUGUUUCAGAUCUUAUCCCUUUGGGUAGAAAGCAACCCCAGUCAGAGAAAGGAAGCAGCAGCUGGCCUCUCCAAGUGUAUCUCCUUUGAAAAGAUAAGCAUUGAAAAUUUGACAACAACAGUGGCAUCAUCGGGGAACCCAUGCAAAGCCAAGAAGGGAACCCUGGGUUUCCCAGAAACCUGA